AUGACGGAAAUCCACCCAACUCCGCCGUCUUCGGCCAGCAACGCCUCUCCAGAAUCUCUCGCCAAUUCUGUUAGCAGACACGGUCUACCAGACAAGAAUGUGACCAGUGACUCAAUCGAAAAUGCCUAUGUUGCAUUCAUCUUCUAUUGCAAUCCUGCGGUUCCGGCAGAAACCGACACGACCGCAUUAAGAGAAGGUUUCCGGGUCCCCCCACGGAGCGACGGCAAAGCCUUUAGCACAUAUACUCUUUUCGAGCUCAUCAAGAUGCUCAACACAAAGGAGCUCAAAACAUGGGCUGACCUGGCUAUGAAAUUGGGUGUUACGCCACCAGAUACUGGUCAAAGUUCUCAGAAAAUACAACAGUAUGCAGUGAGGCUCAAGAGAUGGAUGCAUUCCAUGCACAUUGAUGCUUUCUUUGAUUAUCUCCAAGGCAAUGAUCAUCCGUAUUGGACACAGGUACCUACGGAUACGAAUCCCUUACGCGCAGAGGGCAGAGACGGAGUCGCCGCCGAAGACGAUAUGGCACUCAGAUCAUUACUACCGCAUAUUAGGCCUCGUCGUGGCCGCCGGAAACCAGAGGAUGACCUGAACAAAUCUCCUUCACAGAGACCACGGAUGGACUCGCCAAGUCUGGGCGAAAGCCGACAGAAUGUCUCGGAGCCCUGGACAGCCCAUCCAGACGGUCAACGAGCCUUUUUGUUCCCUACACCUGACGAAGCUAGAUCUAGCAUUUUGCCCGGAACCGGUUCGACCUUUCCAUGGCCGUCUGAGCUGAGCCAAACGCCCAUGACAGCCUAUCCGCAGUCAGCCAUGACACCAAUCAACGGAAGAGGCUUUUGGGCAGAUGAGCCUCGCUCGGCCAUAACACCAAUGAAAAUGAGAUCCAUGGGACGGAGACACGGUGCAAAAGUGGUGUCGUCUGCUUGGCGGAGUGGUGGCUCCGGUAGUACAGGCAAGACACGCGGAAGGCCGCCUCUGCAACGUGGGACAGACACACCCUUAUCUGCAGUACCUGAUGACGAUUCCACAGGCAAGAUGAAUCCAUUCGGACAUGAUACACCUCGAUCAGCACAUCCCGCGUCUGCCAUGGCACAGAGUUUUGCUGGUGCGCCCACCUCGGCUCCGACAUCAGCACCUACAUCCGCACCUACCUCGGUACCGACACCCACAUCAGCAGGUCCCCAUUCCUCACGACCAGGUCGGCCCAGCGGGCUGUCCCUGCAGGUCCCUGAACGGCAAGGUGGCAAUGUGAGAUUGGCGACUCCACCACCGCCAGUCCUCAUGGUGAAUGGGCAGAGUACGCCCAACGGGACCGAUGCAAACGAGAUAUCAAACUCGGCGUUGACACAAGAUGCCGAUAUUGCAAGCGCAUCAACACACUACACAGGGAGGAAGUCAUUGUCGACAACGCCGAUCGGGAUGCAGAGGCAGCCGGCGGCGCCGGUUCAAGAUGAAAACAUGAUCAAUGUGCGUGAGGUGGAAAGCCUCUUUGUAUCCGAACUUCUCGUCGCCGACUGGGUCGACGGUAGCGGCAACAGCAUCCCCCCUUGCGGCAUCGAGGAAGCCGAGGCCAUUGCCAAGAUGACCAUUGGCAACAUGCAGAAGCAGGCGCUCACCCCCGAAGCUUUUCUCAUCAACCUGUCGGCGCUGGCCGGCGGGAGCAUAUUGCAGAGGGGGGUCAGGGCGGUGAUUACACGAACCGAGGACAGCCCAAACUCGAGCCGAUACACCUGCAAGUGGGGUCUACGGUACGGCGCCUUUCGGGGCAGCUUUUCCAUGACCGAGACGGUGCCGCAUGCCGCGUGGCAAAAGGAGAAGCCGCUGCCCGGCGGGGCCAGCGCGGUUGAGGCCGACGCUAGCCACUGGAAGAGCAAGUACGAGGAGUUGCUGCGUGCCGUCAAGGCAGACCAUGAGCGGAAUACAGACUUGAGGCUGGGUGUCUUGGAUUCACUGAAAGGACCUCAUGGUCAUGAUUGA
Messenger RNA from Pestalotiopsis fici W106-1, 1977 nucleotides. RefSeq lists its product as uncharacterized. The record is from RefSeq and is a predicted model, not a curated record. Gene Ontology annotation, molecular function: DNA replication origin binding. The transcript is spliced from 3 exons. NCBI's taxonomy places the organism in Eukaryota, Fungi, Ascomycota, Sordariomycetes, Amphisphaeriales, Sporocadaceae. The coding region runs from base 1 to 1977 and encodes 658 amino acids.